Messenger RNA from Homarus americanus (American lobster), 1367 nucleotides. RefSeq names its product dynein axonemal heavy chain 5-like. Gene Ontology annotation, biological process: microtubule-based movement. Gene Ontology annotation, molecular function: minus-end-directed microtubule motor activity; dynein intermediate chain binding; dynein light intermediate chain binding. The record is from RefSeq and is a predicted model, not a curated record. NCBI's taxonomy places the organism in Eukaryota, Metazoa, Arthropoda, Malacostraca, Decapoda, Nephropidae. Gene Ontology annotation, cellular component: dynein complex. The transcript has 10 exons. The coding region runs from base 483 to 1367 and encodes 294 amino acids.
AGCAGAGACCAGCCGCAUGCGACUGUUCAUGGGCAAUCCGCGGACCAUCCCGCUGACGGGCAUAUGUGUAUGCAUGGUCCGUACCACACCUCAGCGCUCUGUCACCGAGGAGAACGUACACAGGGAGGUGAACUUCGUGCUGGUGAAGGCGGCAAGCGAUCCAACGACAUUGCUACGGUCGGUCCAGCGGCUCUUGAGUCGGGUGUCGCCGGCUGUGAGAGUUAACCCAUCAGAUCUGGAUACCUGCCCCGGAAGCGUCAGCGCCAGGGACCACCUCCUGGCUGGUCUCAGGUCCUUCGCUUCCUGCCUUCACGUGUCAGAAUCCAUCAUGGACGAGCGAGUGGUGUUGGCUACAUCGGAAGAAGGCGUGUGGGAGGUGGGGGUGACGGAGGCUCAGGCGGUGCUGGGCCAGCCAGAUCAGGUCUUGGCUAUAGAACGUACCGUCGUCAUCGCUCAAGCAGAUAGAGUCGGUGUUGAUAGAGAUGGAACAGCUACGUCAGGAAACAGACGAUGCUGGGCCGCAGGACGAGCUGGAGUACUGGAAGAGACGCAUGGCCAAGUUCAAGUUCCUCUCAGAACAGAUGGAGUCUCAGCAGGUGCGGGGAGCAGUGUUGGUGCUACAGCUGGCCAGGUCUAAGGUGCUCAAGACGUGGAAGGAGAUGGACGCAAGGGUGACCCACAAUCUAGCCGAGGCCAAAGACAAUGUUAAGUUUGUGUACGCCAUUGAGGAGUACUGCCACCCACUCUACCUCAAUGACCCACCUGGGAUGACACCGUAUAUCAUGAUGCUGUUCAACACAGUGAGGAUGAUUCAUUCCAUCUCCAAGUACUACAACACCUCAGACAAGCUCUCUGCCCUCCUCAUCAAGAUCACCAACCAGAUGAUACGUGCGUGUCAGGUGUACAUAUCCUGCCAGGGUCAAGAGACCAUCUGGUCACAGCCACGUAAGGAAGUGAGGGUUAAGAUACAACAUUGUCUCAAGCUUAACGCCACCUACAAGACAGCUUACCAGAAGACGAAAGAGAAGUUGGAGUCCAUGCCAGGAGAACGUCCCUUCAGUUUCAGCGAGCAGUAUGUCUUCGGCAAGUUCGAGGCGUUCUGUUGCCGCCUCAACAACAUCACCAGACUCUUCGACGAUAUUGACAAGUUCUCGGGAUUCUUCGAAGGUCGAGCUGAAUCCUUACUUCCCAUGGAAACCGCUGACCUGGUGGUGGCAGCUCCGUCCCGGGCACAGCGGCUAGGCUGCCUCCAACUUGACCAUGACAGCUGUAAGGCCGCCGCAGCCUCACACCCAGAUGGCCACAGCCUGACCGUGGCAGCUUCCCGGACCACAGCUUGGGUCCCUCUGCUUCACACUACUCGCUAA